Molecule: messenger RNA, 1820 nt
Organism: Oreochromis niloticus (Nile tilapia)
Lineage: Eukaryota; Metazoa; Chordata; Actinopteri; Cichliformes; Cichlidae
Gene: asah1b
Product: N-acylsphingosine amidohydrolase (acid ceramidase) 1b
Exons: 14
Coding region: 108-1286 (392 amino acids)
Biological process (GO): fatty acid metabolic process
Cellular component (GO): lysosome
Molecular function (GO): fatty acid amide hydrolase activity; N-acylsphingosine amidohydrolase activity
Source: RefSeq, a predicted model, not a curated record
AGUCAGUUCGCCGUCAUGGGAUAAACAGCAGGAACUUCCGCAGUAAACUUAACGAAACAACAAACCGAGCUGGACAUUAGAAAGCGGUUUGAGGUAGAUCUUCUGAAAUGGGUCCCGGUGUGCUUCUCGUUUUAGCGGCUUCGUUCUGUGUCGUAUGGACACAGUAUGUGCCUCCGUAUACAGAAGACUGUCGGGCGGACAUGUAUCCACCGAAAGGCCCCACGUUCAAAGGAGCCGUCAGCUGGUACACAGUGGACCUCGACUUACCGCCCAGGAAGAGAUGGUCGGCUGUGAUUACUGACAAAAAAACUGAUCUGGUCAACAUGAUUGAAGCCAUCAAAGAGUUGGCUGACGCUUUAGUGCCGAGCGGAAAGCUGAUAGAGAUGGUCGACAUUGCACUGCCUUUAAUGGUGGACACACUUCCAAGCCCGUUCAAUGAAGAAAUCAGAGGAAUUGCAGCCGCUUCAGGGGUUCCUCUUGGUGAAGUCGUCUUGUUUAACAUCUUCUACGAGGUGUUCACCGUGUGCACGUCGAUUGUUGCAGAAGACAAAAAGGGUAACCUCAUUCAUGGCAGAAACUUAGACUUUGGUCUAUUUAUGGGCUGGGACGUGAAGAACAAGUCGUGGAUCAUUAGCGAAAAGCUGAAGCCUCUCGUGGUCAACCUCGACUUCAAGAGAAACAACCAGACGGUCUUCAAGUCGACAAACUUUGCCGGUUAUGUUGGCAUGCUCACCGGCAUCAAGCCUAACAUCUUCACCCUGACUAUGAACGAGCGCUUCAGCCUCGAUGGAGGAUAUAUUGGAAUCCUGGAGUGGAUCUUGGGACAAAGAGAUGGGAUGUGGAUGAGCUUUCUCACUCGAUCAGUCCUAGAAAAUGCAACCAGCUACGAGGAAGCUAAAAGUCGGCUGGCUCAGACCAAGCUGCUCGCUCCAGCCUAUUUCAUCCUUGGAGGAAACAGCACAGGACAGGGCUGCAUCAUCACCAGGUCUAGGCUGCUCAGCAUUGAUAUCUUGGAGAUUGAUCUGAAGCUGGGCCGGUGGUACGUCCUGGAGACAAACUACGACCACUGGAAGGACCCUUUUUUCCUGGAUGACCGCAGGACUCCGGGCAUGAAGUGCAUGAAUCAGACCACACAGACUAACCUCUCAGUGAAGACUAUGUAUGAUGUGCUGUCAACCAAACCAGUGCUGAAUAAGUUGACCACAUACACGACACUGAUGCAGGUCUCUCAAGGCAAGCUGGAGUCCUACAUCAGGGACUGCCCCAACCCAUGCAUGCCGUGGUGAUCCUCUAGAUACUGAAUCCUGAUCAGUUUGGAAGUGCUUCCUGGCACAGAGACACUCAACUGAUCCUUUGGAUAAAACUCUAAGCUUUUGUACAGCGACCAGUCACCUGAUCCAGUUUCAUGUCACUCCGGCAUUUGUUUUCCAAGCAGUUUAGUAAUACUUUCAACUCCAAGAAUCCCAAAUCCUUUUUUUCCCUCUUCUAAUAUAAAAGAGAAUCGUGCCUCAUUUUGUUUUUCCACUGUAAUUAUUUGUAUUUUAGGAGGAGACUAAGUGUGUGUGUGUGUGUGUGUGUGUAUAUGUAUAUGUGUGUGUAUGUAUGUAACACAACCAAAAUGUCAGUUUAUUUGUUAAAUGUGUCAAUUCCAGCUCACUCUUGUCAAAUACUUCAAUAACAGUUAAGUUAGAGGAACUUAAGGAUCUGCCACCACAUGACUGACAUGUUAGACACUGACAAUGACAAACGUGCAUCGGUACUGAACUACUUCCUUUUUCACUGUUUUAAAUGAUGAGUAUUAAAAGAAUUCUAACAAUGAA